UUUUUUAUUUAUCCAUGCUCGAAGAUUUAAUUAUGAAACAAGUAAUUUCUAAGCUCAGAAGGUAUAUUUAGAUAAUCGUGUCCGUGACGAUUAUCAGAGACUUUCUCCUUCACUUGUCGCGAGCCUACUGGUUUCUGAGCCCCAUUUAAGCGGCAAUGCGGGGCAGCUCAUCACCAUGGAGUGCCAUGCUUUGAGGAGGGCGAUGAUUAGAACCACGAGGGCGUAGCAAAGGAGGGAGAUCGAUCGAUCGAUCGCUGUCCGCGGCAUAAAUUAUCCGACGGAUCGGAGGGACCAGUUGAAUGCCGUUCAAAGAGUUCUUCGCUACUAUUCGCCAAGUAGUUUUGCGUUGAAGGAGAAGAGUAUGAGCGCGCAGCGGAGGAGGAGCAGCUCCUUCAUCGGCCUAGCUGGAUGCGGCUGCCGGAACUCCAAAUCGGUGGCGGUCUCGUCGUCGAGCUCCGACGCGAAAUCUACGAUUGCAGCGGCGGCGGCGGCUCCGGCACAGCAGAGGGCACGUGAGGCGACGUCGUCGGGGGAGACUCUCACGAUGACCUCGCCCUCCACCUCCUCCUACUGGGAUCCAGAGAUCAAGGUGGUGGAGAGCUCCGCCAGCACGCCGAGCGUCUCCGGCCUACUCCGCCAACUCAGCGAUCUAGAGCAGGACGUGGCGUCCUGGGCGCAGUGCACUCCGCCGCCGCAGCGGAAGCGGCAGCACAAGCGUAGCUUCAGUGAGGGUGGCGGGCGGCGGGUGGAGGAGGAAAGCGUGGCUGUGGUGAGGGAGACAAAGGACCCGCUGGGUGAGUUUCGGAGGUCGAUGCUGCAGAUGAUCGUGGAGAAAGAGAUUGUCGACAGCGAGGAGCUACAGGAGCUUCUCCGCCGGUUGCUCACGCUCAACGCGCCGCAGCACCACACCACCAUCCUCCAGGCCUUUGCGGAGAUAUGGGAGGAAGUGUUCGCCGGCUACCAGCACACUCCGAAGCUCCUCCACAGAGCCACCGCCCCGAGACUUGCAGCUCCCCGGCGAGCCUAAUGUCAUACUAAAUUUACAUUCUCUGAAGAAAUUUAACUGUUCGAAGGAUUUCUUACAAGCCAAUGUGUCGAUCACAUGCAGAGAAUACUUGUUUCAGUUAAAGGAAUGAAUAGGGAAGUGAUGUGAAUCUAUUUUGCAGAGAC
Messenger RNA from Zingiber officinale, 1170 nucleotides. RefSeq names its product transcription repressor OFP8-like. NCBI's taxonomy places the organism in Eukaryota, Viridiplantae, Streptophyta, Magnoliopsida, Zingiberales, Zingiberaceae. The transcript is spliced from 2 exons. Gene Ontology annotation, biological process: negative regulation of DNA-templated transcription. The coding region runs from base 362 to 1027 and encodes 221 amino acids. The record is from RefSeq and is a predicted model, not a curated record.